This is a messenger RNA of Eupeodes corollae, 514 nucleotides long. Its product is annotated as thyroid transcription factor 1-associated protein 26. The coding region runs from base 75 to 389 and encodes 104 amino acids. The transcript is spliced from 2 exons. The record is from RefSeq and is a predicted model, not a curated record. NCBI's taxonomy places the organism in Eukaryota, Metazoa, Arthropoda, Insecta, Diptera, Syrphidae.
ACCAAUGUUUAUUAUUUGUUGAGUUUCACAUUGCACAUGUAAUUAUUAUUUACAAAUUUUAUUUAACAUUGAAAAUGGGUAAAAACAGAAACGAUUCUAACAAAGUGACUCCUGGCAAAACAAAAAAGGUCCCAUUUAAAGCGAAAAUGCAAAGACAAAAAGAUUCAAAACCAAAACCUGCGCAGCAGAGACAAAACAAAGCAGCAGAACUAAGUAGACAAAAAAAGCAAACAGAAAAGGCUGAAAAGGAGCGCAGAAUUAUGGAAUUCAAAAAGAAACGUUUGGAAAAGUCCAAGGUCAUAAGUAAGAAAACAUCAAGAGGCCAGCCGCUCAUGAAAAACAGAAUAGAAUACCUUCUUAAACAAAUCCAAGAAAUGAAAAAGCAUUAAAGUAGAUUGUUUUACACUUAAAACAAAACACACACAAUUCACUUCAACUUUGCUAAGUUUAUAAAAAUAUAUACAUAUAUGUAAAAUCAAUAAAUAUUUAUAAAUCAAAGUAGGUGGUACGAAAA